AUGAAGUUCGCCACCCCGAUCUACCCCUUCCUUCUCUCCCCCAUCCUGGUUGUGGCAUACCUCUUUUGGGGACAUCACCACGUGGGCAGCCCCUGCACGCAACCCAAGCCCACAGCACACACCAAAACCGACUGGAUCCAGCACUGGAAGCAAAACCCCCCUUGCUCAGACACCGAACUGCGAAACAACGCCCUCGCCCUCAGAUCCUCACCCACCAAUUGCCCCACUGAGAGGUGGUACUGGGACUGGCAGUCCAAGAAAAGCUCACACGCCUUUGUGUACAUUGAGAUCGGUUGCAAUAAAGGGACCGACGCCAUCACAAACGUGCGGGCGUACACCGGAGACCCAUCCGUCGAUGUCGUCUCAUGGAUGAAGCACAUCCAAAUGGGCAGCACCGCAUGCCCCAUGGACAUGGCGCUCUGGGACCGCAUCAAGAGAGCCGGCAGGAAGACAGGUCUCAAGGUCUUCAACCUCGCAUUCUCCAGCUCGGCAGUCCCCGCCACUGCAAAGUUCCCCGUGAUACCCUCGGGGGUCGAGAGCGUGGGCAUCGACACCGACCACAGCGAUUACAAGUCCUUCUACGACGUGAGAGUGACGACAGUCGAUCAGUUUGUACGGACAGAGGGCAUCCGUCGCAUCGACGUCUUGAAGAUCGACACGGAAGGGAACGAUGCGUUGGUCCUGAUCGGUGCGGUGAAGUCGAUCAUGACCUUCAAGCCGAGCUACGUGCAGUUCGAGAACCACGGUGUUGGACAUUGGUCGAAGAUAUCCCUGAAAGACGUCAUCGACCUCCUCGAUACUCUGUCGUACGACUGCUUCUGGGCUACCAAUGACGGGAGGUUGAUCAGAAUAACUUCAUGCUGGUCCCCCUCGUACGAAAAGGUAAAAUCUUGGAGCAAUGUCGCAUGCUCCCAUCGAGAUGAUGUGCUACUCUCCAAAAUCAUGACCGAAUAUGUUGUGUAA
This is a messenger RNA of Guillardia theta CCMP2712, 963 nucleotides long. RefSeq lists its product as hypothetical. The transcript is spliced from 3 exons. Lineage: Eukaryota; Cryptophyceae; Pyrenomonadales; Geminigeraceae. The coding region runs from base 1 to 963 and encodes 320 amino acids. The record is from RefSeq and is a predicted model, not a curated record.